Clarias gariepinus (North African catfish) is the source of this 2147-nucleotide messenger RNA. RefSeq names its product LCK proto-oncogene, Src family tyrosine kinase (gene lck). The coding region runs from base 321 to 1841 and encodes 506 amino acids. The record is from RefSeq and is a predicted model, not a curated record. The transcript has 13 exons. NCBI's taxonomy places the organism in Eukaryota, Metazoa, Chordata, Actinopteri, Siluriformes, Clariidae. Gene Ontology annotation, molecular function: non-membrane spanning protein tyrosine kinase activity; signaling receptor binding; ATP binding. Gene Ontology annotation, biological process: innate immune response; cell surface receptor protein tyrosine kinase signaling pathway; B cell receptor signaling pathway. Gene Ontology annotation, cellular component: extrinsic component of cytoplasmic side of plasma membrane.
UUUUCACUGUACAGCUGUAUGUGUGUUCUCGUGGAUGGCACCUGUGAGAUACAGAACAACGACAGGAAGCUCUUCACACAGCUACACUUUGUCUGUGGUGUGUGUGUGCAUGUAUGUGUGUGUGUGCGUUUUUGUGAGGAUGUGAUGCGAUCUCACUCACAAAGAGUUGUGUCUAACGCCGAACACCCUUCUCUAGUGCCAGUAAAACACAUUUUUUAGCAUUUUUAAUCCUAAUUUUAAUGGAUAUGAUCGUGUUAAGCUGUGGGCGCCUUCAAUGAAAUCAGAGGCCUUUGAUUGGAAACUGCACUGUAACAGACACCAUGGGAAACUGUAACUCUUACGACUCGGAUGAUGGCUUCUCCUACCACCCUGAUGAUGACAUCUGCGAACACUGUAACUGCCCCAUUCCUCCUGGGAACCAGAUUCCCUAUGACGACGCCAAGCUCCCAUUCAACUCCAACUACACACCUCCUCCAACCUCACCAUUACCAGAUAACUUGGUGGUGGCAAAGUAUUCUUAUAAACCGUGCCACGCUGACGACCUGGGCUUCGAGAAAGGCGAGAAGAUGAAGAUCAUUGGCGAUGAUGACCCUGAAUGGUACAUGGCUGAAUCUCUGUCGACGGGACAGAGGGGUUACGUGCCACGCAACUUUGUGGCUCAACUCAACAGCAUGGAGACAGAACCAUGGUUUUUUAAGAAUCUCUCCAGAAACGAUGCCCAUAGGCAACUGCUGGCCCCCGGCAACACGCAGGGCUCUUUCCUGAUCAGAGAGAGCGAGACCACGCCAGGCAGCUUCUCUCUCUCCUUGCGAGAUCUGGAUCACAAUCAAGGCGAAGUCAUCAAGCACUACAGAAUCCGCAACCUGGAUGCCGGGGGUUUCUACAUCACCGGCAAGAUCUCUUUCCCCUCCCUGGCUGAGCUGGUCAAACAUUACACUCGAGAUGCAGAUGGCUUGUGCACACGUCUGGUAAAGCCAUGCCAGACACGGAUUCCACAGAAACCGUGGUGGCAGGAUGAGUGGGAGAUUGCCCGUGAGUCGCUCAAGCUAGAGAGACGAUUGGGGCAGGGACAGUUUGGAGAAGUCUGGAUGGGUUUGUACAAUAAUAACCGGAGAGUGGCCAUUAAGAGUCUGAAAUCUGGCACCAUGUCCAUCAGCGCCUUCCUGGCCGAGGCUAACCUGAUGAAAAACCUGCAGCAUCCACGACUCGUGCGCCUAUUCGCUGUGGUCACGCAGGAACCCAUCUACAUCGUCACAGAGUACAUGGAAAAUGGCAGUCUGGUGGAUUUCCUGAAAACACCAGAUGGAACAAAUUUGCAAAUGAACACCCUGAUCGACAUGGCCUCGCAGGUGGCUGAUGGCAUGGCCUACAUCGAGCAUAAGAACUACAUCCACCGAGACCUGAGAGCUGCCAACAUCCUGGUGUCUGACGGCCUCAUCUGCAAGAUCGCAGACUUCGGCCUCGCUCGGCUCAUCGAGAACAACGAAUACACGGCCAGGGAAGGUGCAAAGUUUCCCAUCAAAUGGACAGCUCCUGAAGCCAUCAACUACGGCACGUUCUCCAUCAAAUCGGACGUCUGGUCUUUUGGCAUCCUGCUGACCGAGAUUGUGACCUAUGGCAGAAUUCCUUACCCAGGGAUGACGAAUCCAGAGGUGAUCCAGAACCUGGAGAGAGGGUACCGCAUGCCUCGUCCGGACCACUGUCCCGAGGAUUUGUACGUUAUAAUGCAUGAGUGUUGGAACGAAAACCCGGAAAAGCGUCCCACAUUCGAGUACCUGCGCAGCGUCCUGGAGGACUUCACCACCGCCACAGAGCGGCAGUACCAGGAGCAGCCUUACUGAGGACGACCCGACAGACAGAUUAUUGAUUAUCCCUAAUUAUCCCAUAGAACACAUGAAAACAUCCCUAUCUUUAUUUCCUCCUGAUUAUUUUAUGUAUAUAGCCUACAGAGGUCCUUAUUUCAGGACAGUUGUGUCUUUUUAUGUUUAAAGACAGCUAAUAGUUUGUUAUCUUUUUUUGUUUUUUAAUGAGGCUGAUGUCUGAGAAAAAAAAAAACUAUUACCAGCCUCCUUUUUUCCUCUUGAAGUGCAAAAGGAAUCAACUUCAACUUCUUGCCUGUAAUCUCGUUAAGCUUUAACAACCUCCAG